CUGGGCCGCACUUUUCGCGAACCAUCAUCAUGUUCUCCCUUGGGCGUGCAGCCAUCCCGCGCUUCUUCCUGCUGAGUAGAGGGGCCGAUAGCGAGCUCUACCAGGCCUGGCGGGACGCUAUCAAGGAGGUGGCACCCGCCAGCGUACACGAUAAGUUCGAACUUCUGAGCGCCGACCUGAAGGAACUUCCCGCGAAGAAGAUAGCUGUUGACUGCGUCGUAUCGCCCGCCAAUUCGUAUGGCAUCAUGGAUGGAGGGUACGACCUUGCCUUGUCCUUGAUGUUCAGGGGCAAAGGCAAAGAUGGCGAAAAGACGUUGACACGCUACUGCCAGGCUGCCCUUCGCGAGAAAUGGGCGGGCUACCUCCCGCCUUCCUCCUGCAUGCUCAUGCCUAUUCCCGCUGAGGUAGAGAACCCGCUGAAGGCCAAGGUCCUCGCGGUCCUCCCCACGAUGCGCAUCCCCGAGGACGCCAGCUGGCGCCGCGACCUGGUGUACAACUCGAUGUGGGCGCUCCUGAACGCCAUCCGCACGCACGACGCGCCCCUCGAGAGCGUGCUGCUCACGGGGCUGGGCACGGGCACCGGGUGCGUGAGUCCGAAGCGCUGCGCGGUGCAGAUGAUGCUCGCCGUCAAACACUUCGUGGAGGGCAUACCCGAGAACGGGACUUGGAACGACGUAAUGCCGGUGGCGCUCGAAGUUGACGAGACGUUCAAGUUGUAGAAGAGGUGGCUUUCGAAGAUGGAGAAGUGGGUGGGACCCUGCCCAGGUCAGGAGUCCAUGGCGGGGGCGUGAGCGUUUGUUGACUUGCGUAUCUAUGACGCUGUAUUUGUACUCGGGUCGGAGAGGGACGAGGACACCUGUUCGCGAUUCCGAGCGUCCAUCGAGCUUCUCUCCAUUGCAUUCCGGCGGGAAGGAGACUGUGCUUCUCGCAGCUCAGUAAACGGACUGUCAACUAUAUAACAUCGGUCCCAGACAGACCCUGAGGCCAUCUGCUCUUGCUGCG
Schizophyllum commune H4-8 is the source of this 1002-nucleotide messenger RNA. RefSeq names its product macro domain-like protein. Lineage: Eukaryota; Fungi; Basidiomycota; Agaricomycetes; Agaricales; Schizophyllaceae. The transcript has 2 exons. The record is from RefSeq and is a predicted model, not a curated record. Bases 30 to 719 code for a protein of 229 amino acids.